CAGACUUGUCCGCUCCCCGCCGCGCUCACACCCGCACCGCGCGGCCAUGGUGUGCAAGCAGCAGAGCUUGAGCGUCGACCUGCAGCCCCGGGGCCCGCCUCCCCCGUACCCCGGCGCCCAGCAGGGCUUCCCGGCCGAGCAGCCGCGCGACUUCGUGCUCUGGUCCCUCUUCACCGUCCUGCUGUGCCAGAAGCUCGCCUGCCUGGGCUGCCUGGGCUUUCCCGCGCUCAUGUUCUCUAUCAAGGCUCGAGAUCGGAAAGUGCUGGGGGACCUGGAAGGUGCUCGGAGCUAUGGCACCACCGCCAAGGUGUUAAACAUCAUCGGGUCACUGCUGGUGGUAGUUGCUAUUGCUGUGGUCCUUUUCGUUAACUUUUGGAGACCUUAACGGCAUCCAUUUAAUGAAGUUCCUGGGAUUGACACCAGCCAGGCAUUCAGAGAGGGGAUUGGUAGAUAACUCAAAUGGCGAGCAAACGACCCACUGCUGGCUGUUCGUGCUAUGAUGGAAAUUCACAACAGGUCAUGAGUUCAAAAAUUGACUCAUGAAUAGCACCAUUGUAGCUUUGAUGCUAGUUAUGUGGUCACCCUCAUUUCAGAUCUGCGCAGGCCCCCACUUCUCUGCUUCAUGCACUGUGGCCAUGGAAUCAGCCACUACCUACUUGUUCCUCUUCCAGCCUGAUCCAGCUGUUUACCUUUUUUGGAUUUCUUGCACUGAAAAUCAUCCACAUUCACUGCUGUUGUGACCUUCCCUCUCUGCAGCGCCUGACACGGAGAGUAAUAGAUGAUGAGGUCAGAGGAGGCUCCAGUCUACCUCACUUUGUUCCUAGAGAUGGACCAGAACCACCCACUUUUUGAGAGAGUUUGGAUCCAAGCUUUGCCAUUGGCCCCCAUUUCUACAAUGGGCCCAUCAAAACAUGGGUUCCAAAUCCCCCUCCCACUCGCCCUGCUCCCCAUGCUUUGGGACAUUUAGAUUUGAAUUCAAACUCUGUGCCUUGGCCCAGUUUUAUGUGUCUGUAUGAACCCAGCAAUAAUGUUCGCCCAGGACAGUAUUUACACACGAAAGCCAUCUGCAGAGA
Chelonoidis abingdonii (Abingdon island giant tortoise) is the source of this 1073-nucleotide messenger RNA. RefSeq names its product dispanin subfamily A member 2b-like. Gene Ontology annotation, cellular component: plasma membrane. The record is from RefSeq and is a predicted model, not a curated record. NCBI's taxonomy places the organism in Eukaryota, Metazoa, Chordata, Testudines, Testudinidae.